Molecule: messenger RNA, 866 nt
Organism: Equus caballus (horse)
Lineage: Eukaryota; Metazoa; Chordata; Mammalia; Perissodactyla; Equidae
Gene: ANKRD39
Product: ankyrin repeat domain 39
Molecular function (GO): protein binding
Source: RefSeq, a predicted model, not a curated record
UCCCGCCCGCCAGGCCGCGCGCCCCGGCCGGUGGGCCGACGCCGAGCCCCGAUGGCGGCGCCGCGGCCCCGCGCCGAUGGGCCCUGCUGCUCCCAGCCCAGCGCGGCGGCUGGCGUGCGGCAGACGCUCGAUGAGAUGGACUUCGAGAGGGGAAUCUGGUCCGCCGCCCUGAAUGGAGACCUGGGCCGAGUGAAGUAUUUAAUCCAGAAGGCAGCCGACCCCAGUCAGCCCGACUCGGCUGGCUACACCGCGCUGCACUACGCCAGCCGCAAUGGGCACUACGCCGUGUGCCAGUUCCUGCUGGAAAGUGGGGCUAAGUGUGAUGCCCAGACCCACGGCGGGGCCACUGCUCUCCACCGGGCCAGCUACUGUGGCCACACUGACAUCGCACGGCUUCUGCUUUCUCAUGGGUCCAACCCCAGGUUGGUAGAUGAUGAUGGCAUGACCAGUCUGCAUAAGGCUGCUGAAAAGGGUCACGUGGACAUUUGCUCCCUCCUGUUGCAGCACAGCCCAGCCCUGAAGGCCGUCCGGGAUCGGAAGGCACGACUAGCAUGUGACCUACUGCCCUGCAACAGUGACCUGUGGGACCUGCUGGCCAGCUGAAUCCCUCCCUUCUGUCUCAAGCUGCCAUGCAAGGGACACAGACUAGCUGUCCAAGCCCCCAUCUUGGUCAGCGUCCAUGCUACAGGGUGGGAAACUGAGGCCAGAAGACCCAGGAAGAGCCCCAUUCUGGCCACUGUGGAAGCGAGGGAAUGGAUAUGGUGGGGCCGCACGGCCUAAGCCUGGACAAGUGAUCGUAUUCCAAAUUAGUUCAUAUGGAAACAUCUAUCCAUUUGGAAAAAAUAAAGUUAUAUAUCCUCACCUCA